AACCAUUUCAAAUUUCAAAUCUUCUCUGUUCACAACACCUAUUUUUGAGAUAGGUCACCCCGGCUGCAUGUAGCAUGACUCUGGAUGAGAGCACCGCGUCGUCAUCUACAUCAAUUCCUGUACCAAGCGGCUCUCUGAAAAGGAAAACACAGCUAGAAGAGCCAGUUAGUCCUAAUGCGCAAAGGAAGCGCCUCCGUUACGAUACCCAAACUCCUCAAGAGACCGAGCUAGAGGAUGUUGAUUGCCAUCGCCACGCUGUGCAGGAUAUUGAUCCGAACGCUGUACUUCUCGACGGCUUUGGAAAUGUCAUCAUGAAAAUAGAGGAAAUAUGACAACAUCAAUCUUUGUACUGGGGGGUUGUAGAUAUGAGGCCUUUAGACCCGGAUGGACCGUUACGUGAUAAUCCGAGAGCUGAUCUCUUAUUGUCUUCUGAGACGCGGACAAGCCUAGAGGAUCACGCCAUGCAAAUCUUAACAGAGGCUACGCAGCGAAUGUCUUCAUCAACAGCAGCACUAUUUAGCGUCCUAAGGAGCGUGAAUAGGAGUUGCGAUCCAGCCAGUGGUAUCUAUCCCAUAGAAAUUAAAGAUAUUUGCAAUUCACUGCGUAAGGGAGGUAUACCUAAUCUCAUCGGGACUAUCAUGGAACGAUUGCAAGUAUUCGAAGACAAUGCCGUAGAUGACUGUGAUGAAUUGCUGGAGCAAGUGGCAACUCUACGCAAAUACCUUGAGCAUGUCGACCCCGAUGAUGAUGAGACCAGUUGGGCACUUGACAACUUAAAAACAAUGGGGCGAGUCAACGAAGGAGCAACCGAGCCAUACCAUAUGCUCCCCUUUGCGAUGAUGGAUGACGUUUCCCUUAUCUGUGGAGAUGAGGAGUCCAAAGCCGAUAGCGAUGACAAAACACGAAAGGCUUCCACGUCAACUGGAAAGCCUGUUGAUUUCCUGCACAUUAUUAAUGGAAAAGAAUACGGUCAAGGGAUGAGUACGCGCCGUGGGUUCUUGGAUCGCGAUUUCUUAGCUAGCAUAAAGGUUUCGACAGCCCAAAUCAAAGCUCACAAGGAUUACCUUUCAAACAUCUUCCCUCCUGCUAUGAGUUCAGUCCUAAACGAAUUGUUGAUGGACGUUGCGGUACCUUUUUAUCAAGUGUAUCUGGGAACCAUACGAUUUUACCUUGUAUUCAAUGUGGGAUCUGAACUGUAUAUUCUGCACGAGUGGGGACGCGUUUCCCUCCCCAACGGUAACGUCUCUACCUGCUUAAACAUGGCAGAAAUAUUUCUGAUUUCAAGGCACAUCAUGCUCCGGUCAGCGGACGCAGUUAACAAGGCUGAAGAAAGAUUGCGAAACGAACGAAACAAUGUGUCCGGUCUUGAGGGGAUUGAAUUUUCGUUAAGAAAAUAUGUUUCAUGGACCACGCCCACAGAAGUCGGUAGAAGCCCAAUACCUCUUGAGGGGAUACAGCUGACUUUAAAAGAACGUAGCUCAGCGACGAAGCCCGCAAAGACGGUACAAGCUCAAUACCUCAUGUGGGGAUACGGUUCUCUUUAAAAAGGCGUCUUUCAUGGCCCAACGGAUUUGCGGGAUGAAGCCGCGUUAAAUGGGGUGUGGGUUUUAUGAAUUUGUUGCUUGAUAGCGAAAAGAGGAUGCUUGUAUAUUGUGGUCAUUUUGUAUAUUGUGGUUAGUACAAACAGAACGUUUCGGUGC
Molecule: messenger RNA, 1700 nt
Organism: Spizellomyces punctatus DAOM BR117
Lineage: Eukaryota; Fungi; Chytridiomycota; Chytridiomycetes; Spizellomycetales; Spizellomycetaceae
Exons: 5
Coding region: 366-1544 (392 amino acids)
Source: RefSeq, a predicted model, not a curated record